Molecule: messenger RNA, 6592 nt
Organism: Mus musculus (house mouse)
Lineage: Eukaryota; Metazoa; Chordata; Mammalia; Rodentia; Muridae
Gene: Mrto4-ps2
Product: mRNA turnover 4, pseudogene 2
Exons: 1
Coding region: 35-754 (239 amino acids)
Source: RefSeq, a predicted model, not a curated record
CGCCCAGUCUUCCGCCGCACGUGCCUUUGCUGUGAUGCCCAAAUCCAAGCGAGACAAGAAAGUUUCUUUAACAAAAACUGCCAAGAAAGGCUUGGAACUGAAGCAGAACCUGAUAGAAGAGCUUCGGAAAUGUGUGGACACCUACAAGUACCUUUUCAUCUUCUCUGUGGCCAACAUGAGGAACAGCAAACUGAAGGACAUCCGGAACGCCUGGAAGCACAGCCGGAUGUUCUUUGGCAAAAACAAGGUGAUGAUGGUGGCCUUGGGUCGAAGCCCAUCUGAUGAAUACAAAGACGACCUACAUCAGGUCAGCAAGAAGUUGAGAGGUGAAGUUGGGCUGCUGUUUACCAACCGCACGAAGGAGGAGGUGAAUGAGUGGUUCACAAAGUAUACAGAAAUGGAUUUUGCUCGAGCGGGGAACAAAGCAACUCUAACUGUGAGCCUGGAUCCAGGGCCCCUGAAGCAAUUCCCUCACUCCAUGGAGCUACAACUGAGGCAGCUGGGGCUGCCCACUGCCCUCGAGAAAGGUGUGGUGACCCUGCUGUCUGACUAUGAAGUAUGCAAAGAGGGUGACGUGCUGACCCCAGAGCAGGCCCGGAUCCUGAAGCUGUUUGGGUAUGAGAUGGCUGAAUUCAAAGUGACCAUCAAAUACAUGUGGGACGCCCAGUCGGGACAAUUCCAGCAGAUGGACGAUGACCUGCCUGAGAGCGCGCCUGAGUCUGAGGGAGAGUCUGAGGAGGAGGAUGACAGCUGACUCUGAGAGCCAGGACUAUGGCCUUCCAGCAAGUUCUUCAUCUCUGCUGGACACCCCACCCCACCUCACCCUGCCCCCGGACUGCUGUCACCCUCUAGAGGGAACAGCUAUUUAUUUUGCUAUGGACAAAGACAAGGGAGGGUGCUAAUGGAAUGACUUUGUUUCUAUAAAGAAUAAAAUUGUGUCCGCAGGGUGUUCCCGGGAGACAGCAAAAAAAAAAAAAAAAAAGACAGCCCAUGUUUAUAAAGUUAGGACGCUUCUCUCAUUGUAUUGAAUCAGUUAGGUGUCAGUAAUACUGGCAGAUGUUGGAAAGCCCGGCAAAUAGGAGUUGCAAUUAAAGUUGGCAUGGCCUCUCUCUGAUUAAUUUUAGUUUAUAGUGGUUGAACCCAAAGCUGCUUUUCCAUGCAGUGCAGUAGAUUACCCAAGAGCUCAGUUACUGAAUAGAUUAAAGAGAGACUGGAUUUGGUCAUUCUGUCAAAUUGCAGGCUGGCUUCACUCAGCCUCCAAAGCAGAAAAUGGAUUUGAGUCGGAAACAGGGAAAACCUGAACUCUUUGCAGGCUUAUCUCAUUUUAAGUGAGGCCAGCAUCCACUCUAAGCUAAUAGUGUGUAUGAACUGAUUUGAAGGGUGAAAGGACUCAGUGUGGAUUACUUAAAAUAAUGCUGUCUUUCUCCUCCUACAUUAUUUAAUGUUUACUUCCAAAACAAAAAGUUGUUCUCUGUCUAGUGUAAUAACACACCAUGUUUACAAUACUUAGACUUUAAGCAAAUGUCUUUUUAUGGUCAGAUGAGACAUUAGGGUAGGUUUUGUGAUAUACAAAAAGUUACACAUUUCAUAGAAAUACAACUAAAAAAUAAGUCCCUGCUCUUCUACUUAAAUGAGUUAUGGAAUUAGUAAACUUAUCUGAUUAACUUUGGCAAACCUGAUUGCUUCCAAUGGAGAAUAUGUCUAGCUGUUGUCAUUUUCUGACUGAAAUAGGCUUUCUUGACUUGCACACCUGUAGCUAGAAUGUCAGUAGUUGCCAGUGCGUGGCCUGUAUUACAGGUAUCAAACUGUUGUGUUUAAUCUCUAUCCCUGCUCUGCAGAUGACGAAUUUGAGGCUAGGAGAUUAGUUCAGGUUAUAGAUACAGCAAGUGGAGUUUAAACUUGGCUGGAUGCUGCUUUCUCAAACUGCAUGGCGUUAUCUAAUGAUUAGUUAUUGUGCAUUCUCAAAACUGCCCAUAGCUAGAUCAGCCACCUCCAAGUCAGGCUCCAUCACUUUCCAGUUGUAUGAAUUGGGAUGAGACCCUAACCGCCCAUAUAUACUUUUACCGUUUUCAGUCCAGUUCACAGUCUAGAUAAUCAUGUCUAUUUCUGAAGGUUCUGGUACAGUACCCAGUAGACUUAGUAAAUGGUAGCUGCUUUACCAGAUUUCACUGUAGUUACUGUAUAGACCCUGGAAUGAGAAUGGAGGAGGGGAGAAGAAAAUGGAUGAAUGGAUGAAGGUGUGCAUAUAAAUGGAAAUUGUUGUCCCUCCCCCUAGGUGUGCCUGUGUGUGGAUGUGUGUGUGUGUGUGUGUGUGUGUGUGUGAUGGCUCCUGUGCUCACCGAGCACAGAGGCUGAACUUGCAAUGCUUUGCUGAAUAAGUUCCCCACAGCCUGUCUCUGCUCCCCAUGAAUCCUAGGGAUCCCCAUGCAGGUUCACAAGCUUGUGUAGCAAGCACCAGACCCCCUAAGCUGUCUUCCCAGCCCCCAUGUAUUCUCUCUAAGGAGCUUAUUGUCUUGGUAACAGGUGAGAGUGUAGCUGGUUUGAAACUUUUGACUUCCUGUUGACUUUCUCUGGGUGACUUACUUUGCACAGUUUGCAAAGUGCAGAGUGCAACUGGUGUCAGCUUUGUGCUUUGAAAAUAAGGGAGAAAAUAAGUAGUUGAGGCAUAAAUCUGAAAAAUGAGCUGUGCCACCCCCCACCCUCCUCCCAGCUUUGAUUUUUGUAUCUUACUUUUUUUUAAGCCUCUGGUUACUUCAAAAUACUCUGGAAAUAGAGAAACAUUGUGUGCAUUCUUGGGACAGUCCUGUUGUUUGUUAGGGCUUCUUCAUAGCUCCAUUCAUUCCUACCCUUCUUAUUUUGCAUUGUUGUAGUUUUAAAAAUAAAUUUGAUAUUGACUCUUAAGUAUUAAAAUUUAACUUUUUCCUUCCAUGGCCAUGAGUCUCUUAUUCUGUUGUCCUUGGUUACCUUGGAAAUGCUUUGCUGUUCUAACUGCAAAAGGAGAAUGAACAUCUGGACUGUACAGACUCCCAGGGGGAUGCUGUUCAUGGGGCCAGGCUCCGCCCAGAAUUUAUAGUGGGAACUGGCCUUGCAUUUGAUUCUGAGUUGUAGUCCUUUGUAAACCAGCUCCUUCAGAAUCCCAGGCUAACAGAUUUUGAAUCUAUGGUCAGAAGGAUGCCCCCUUUUUCUCAGUGUAUCCUUGGAAGGGAGUAGGUUAACAGGCGAUCAUUUUAUGCUGUCCUGAAAUCUGAAUUGGUGUCUCUGGAACGUCUUGAAUCAGUUAGGGUGGAAUUGGUUUCCCUCCAGCUGAAUUCAAUUUCUCUUUUAUGAUUAGUAGUGUAGUUACUAUGAUACCACUCCUUGUGCAUCCCAGCUCUUGCUGUGGUUCAUUUGGGACCUGCUGCUGUGUGUUAGGUGAAGGGAUUAGACAUCUCUUCUCUUUGAAAGAAUCUGUGGUUCCAUGGUGAGAAACCGAUUCUCCAGGCAGAUCAGUGACGUGAGGUCAUGUCUGCCAGAGCAUCUAUGGUGAUGAUAUAGAGAACAGGAAAACUGGACUGCUUACAUGUGAUCAGAGCAUCUAUGAUGAUGAUGUAGUGAGCAGGAAGACUGGGACCACUUACAUGUGAUCAGAGCAUCUAUGGUGAUGAUGUAGAGAACAGGAAGACUGGACUGUUUACAUGUGAUCCGGGAUGUGGAUGAAAGGGCCUUGAAUGGAAGCCUGGUGUAAGAGGCUCCAAGGUGGUUUUAUCCAGUCUUCCAUAUCUGUGUCCCUACCUUAGAGAAAUAUUUAUCCACUCUUGGGCUGGUGAUCAACUAGGCCUUUGGUGGAAUUUUCCUAUCCAUCCAGACUGCAGAAGGCUCCUUAGGCCAAGAAUUUACAGAGGCCUUUCAUGGUGGGGAACUGCACUUCUGGCUUUUGGUCAGAGUUGUAGCCCAAGAAUGAAGUCAGCUCUUUGCUAACAUUACUCUGUCUCAGAUGCUUGGUGGCCACAUGGGUUGGUGGCCACUCUGUUGCAAGAUGUAGAUUCAGGACUUUGUUCUCCAUACUUGUAGGAAGUCUUGUUGAUGAGCACAGUUUUAGGCCCUUGCAACUGCAAAAUGCUUCACCUGACAGCACCAGUCAGUGAGGUGUGGAACUUGCAGAGCCUCAGAUUCCAUUGUAGAGCUGUGGAAAUAGAGUCUGCAUUUUAAUAGCACUCUCAGGAGCAGUGUGUGCACCAGGGUUUGAAAGUACUGUUGUAGGCUGCCCUGAGUCCUGGCUGUGUUCAGAGUUGCCUGGUGGGGGAGGGGGUGUCUGUGGACUGGAAGAACCUAGUUCUGCUCUCCUGAAUUCUGAUUUCACAAGAUUUGGGUGAGGCCUGGAGCUUUUAUAUUUGUAAAAGGCUCCUCCCUAGUUGAUCAUCACUGAUAGACAGGUGAUUAUGUCAUGUUGUGUGCCAGGUAGUGAUGAAUCAAGGUUAUGCAUAACUUGGGGAUAGGAUGUGGUUUUGGAGGGGAGGAAACUGAAGUCAAGACAGGCAUCUCUGCAGAGGUGACCUUUGAGCACUCUGGAAUGUAGAGGCUGCCUGCUUGCAAAGACCUGGGCAUAGAGGAGUCCUGGAAAAGGGUUGAGUUGUGAGUAUCAGGGCAGACAGAAGGCCUGUGAUCAGAGGUGAGGGAGAACAGAGGGGCCUGUGUGUAGGGGUGGCUUAGGUCCAGAUAGCACUGGGCUUUACCUUGGGGAGAGAAUUUGCACUUUGGCUGUGGAGUGGUGGGAAGCUGUUAGAGGGUUUGGGGCUCAGACUCCCAUGGUCUGAUUUCCUCCUUAGGAUUUACUUUUUAUUGAUUUGUAUCUGUGUGUGACACUCAGAAUGCAGAUGUCCUUAGAGCUUAUGCAGCUGGAGUUGUAGGCAGCUGUGAUUUGCUUGGUUGUGAGUGCUGGGAAUGAAACUUGUUACCUCCAGAAGAGCAGGAAGUUCUCUUACAAUAAACCAUUUCUCCAGCCACUGCUUCACAGUUUAAAGACAUUUCGGUGCUUGUUCCUAGUCCCAGGAGAGAGGUGGGGAGACCAGCAAGGGAGUAGGGGUUCAUUUGGAUGCUGCGGUGGUGGCAGUGCAGAAGUGUCCUUUGAACUGGGUGUCAUUCCCUGGUACUUGAAGCACGGGUCUCCUAUCAUCCCCAAGGUAAAAGUGACACUGUCCAGCAUGCCUUAGUGGUAGAGACCAGCUCUACUGUGAAGAUUGGCUGGCUGGAGGACUUGUAUUGAAACAGUCUUUUUUUGUUUGUUUUUGUUUUUUGUUUGUUUGGUUGGUUGGUUUUGGUUUUGGGUUUUUUGGGGGGUGGCUGGGUUUUUUCGAGACAGGUUUUCUCUGUAUAGCCCUGGGUGUCCUGGAACUCACUUAGUAGAUCAGUCUGGCCUCGAACUCAGGAAUCCACCUGCCUCUGCCUCCUGAGUGCUGGGAUUAAAGGCGUGCACCACCACACCUGGCUAUAACUAGCAUUUUUAUGAGCUUUAAUUCUAUGUUAAGAAAAUGUGCUUUUGCCAGUUGGUUGCCUAAUACCAAAUGGUCAGCACCGAAGCCAGACAUAUAAAUAAUAUUAUACAGAUUGUGCAGGCUGUGUUUACAUGUUUAGGGAAUAUACAUAUAUGUAUAAAAUAACAAAGGAAAAGAGAGGUUAUAAAUUUGAAAGAGAGUAAGCAGGGAUAUGUGGGUUGGUUUUGAGAAUAGAAACGAUGAGAUUAUAUUACAAUUUCAAAAAAUAAAGAAAAGUAAUUGUAAAGUAAGAAAGCAUUUAAUGGGCUCAUUUAAGAUUAUUUCUUUUUGAGAGAGGUCAUAUUGGCACCAUGGAGUCAUGUGACUCUGGGUUUCAGCAGUUGACAAAACAGGAGUUCUGACCACUCUGGUUGGUUCUUCAAUGCCCUUUCAUUGUACAGAGGUGGGUUUACUUAGUGCAAGCUGGUGUCCAUUGAGUCUCUGCAGGCCAGCUUCCAUUGUUGUCAACUUAGAAGAGCCAAGACUGACAACUCCAGAGAUAUCAAGUGCUAACCCCUGGGGAGACAGGUAGCAUUAGAGGCCCUUUUUUAGAGGCUUUUCUUUUCUUGUUUUACUUUUUAGUCAGGGCUUCAGGGUUGCCUUGAACUCUAUGUACCAAAUAUAACUUUGGAUUUCAGAUCCUCCUGCCUCUGCCUCUGCCUCCACCUUCGAAGGCUGCAAUUACAGCAUGUGUUACCAUGUUUGUUUUAUGUGGUGCCAGGGAUCAAACCCUGGGCCUCUUGAAUGCCAGGCAAACAUUCUACCAACUGAGCUGCCUCCGUAGCCUCUAGAGGCGUUUACUGAGAGGCCUUCACUGCCACAGAGUGAGUUGUCUAAUAAUAUACCUGGUCCCUUAGGGCUGUGGGUUCCAGAAAACCAUCUGGGUUGUGUACAUAAAGGCCUCAUAGUGAACGGACUCAGGCUGGGUCUUCCAGGCCAGGAGAUCUGUGUGGCUGCUGCUUCUUAGAGGGGCACAAGCUAAACCAUGGCAAUUAAGGUAACAGUUAGGAACAGACCUUCCACCUAGGGUUUUCCUAAUCAUCAGGAUAUAUUCUUCUCAGAUCAAAAAAAAAAAAAAAAAA